AUGGCUGGCAAAUCGCGGUUCACAAGGCUCGAUGCCUUCGCAAAGACGGUCGAGGAUGCUCGUGUCAGAACGACAUCUGGCGGCGUUGUUACCUUGGCUUCAUUGCUCAUUAUUUUUUGGUUGGUAUGGGGUGAAUGGGCAGAUUACCGCAGGGUGGUUGUCCUCCCCGAAUUGAUUGUGGACAAGUCACGAGGGGAGAGAAUGGAGAUUCAUUUGAACAUGACCUUCCCCAGAUUGCCAUGCGAGCUCUUGACACUAGACGUCAUGGACGUUUCUGGCGAGCAACAAGUUGGAGUUGCCCACGGUGUGAACAAGGUGCGCUUGAGCUCGGCUGCUGAAGGUGGCCGAGUUAUAGACGUUGAGAAACUUGAACUGCACGCAAAGAACGAAGUCGCUGUACACCUUGAUCCCGAAUAUUGUGGAGAAUGUGGAGGAGCACCAGCGCCAGAGAAUGCGAAAAAGCCAGGAUGCUGCAACAGUUGCGAUGAAGUCCGAGAGGCAUACGCUGCGAAGCAAUGGGCUUUUGGCAAGGGCGACAACAUCGAACAAUGUCUCCGGGAGGGUUACGCGGACAAAAUUGAUGCGCAACGUCGAGAAGGUUGCCGCAUUGAGGGUGAUAUCCGGGUGAACAAGGUGGUUGGCAACUUCCACAUCGCCCCCGGCCGUUCUUUCACCAGUGGAAACGUCCAUGCCCAUGACUUGGAGACAUAUCUGGACAGGAGCUUGGAAGGCAGUGACAAGCACACCAUGAGCCACAUCAUUCACCAGCUCAGAUUCGGACCUCAGCUCUCCGACGAGGUCUCGCAGCGUUGGCAAUGGACAGACCACCACCACACAAACCCUCUAGAUGGAACGCAGCAGAUGAGCGACGAGCCAGCUUACAACUUCAUGUAUUUCGUCAAAGUUGUUUCGACCUCCUAUCUCCCCCUGGGAUGGGAUUCCCAGCGAUCCAGCGAGGUCCAUCAAGACCACGAGAGCACGCCGCUGGGACUGCACGGCGCCGCACACGGCUCAUCAGGCAGUGUUGAAACGCAUCAAUACUCUGUGACUUCGCACAAGCGAUCUGUCACUGGUGGCGACGACGCAGCCGAGGGCCAUAAGGAACGCAUUCACGCGCAGGGCGGUAUCCCUGGCGUUUUCUUCAACUACGACAUCUCCCCUAUGAAGGUCAUCAACCGCGAAGACCGCCCCAAGACCUUUACCAACUUUUUGACCGGUGUUUGUGCUGUUAUCGGUGGUACUUUGACCGUAGCUGCCGCAGUAGACCGCUUCUUGUACGAGGGUGCGAUGAGAGUGAAGAAGAAAUCUCACUCGAACUAA
Messenger RNA from Talaromyces rugulosus, 1320 nucleotides. RefSeq lists its product as uncharacterized. NCBI's taxonomy places the organism in Eukaryota, Fungi, Ascomycota, Eurotiomycetes, Eurotiales, Trichocomaceae. The record is from RefSeq and is a predicted model, not a curated record. Gene Ontology annotation, cellular component: COPII-coated ER to Golgi transport vesicle; endoplasmic reticulum; endoplasmic reticulum membrane. Bases 1 to 1320 code for a protein of 439 amino acids. The transcript has 3 exons. Gene Ontology annotation, biological process: endoplasmic reticulum to Golgi vesicle-mediated transport; retrograde vesicle-mediated transport, Golgi to endoplasmic reticulum.